AUGGACGGUAUAACAACGAGUCAACCGUAUGCAGUUCGCCAAAGAGACUGGCACGAUGGAUUAUUCGAUUGUACAAAUGACUGUACUUCAUGUUGGCUACUUGCAUUCUGUUAUCCAUGUUAUAUGUGUUUUAUGUACCGUCGAUAUGAUGAAUGUUUUGCGACGCCAUGUGUAAUUAUCUUUCCUGGUUUAACAUUACGAGCAUAUCAUCGAGCCAAGCAUCAUAUACAGGGUACCCUGUUCAGAGAUUGGCUUAAGGAUUGCUGUUGUCCAUUAUGCGCUGCAUGCCAAUUAGAUCGUGAUAUGAAAUAUGUGGAGUCAACCACUGGAAUACUGAAUGUUUGA
Trichobilharzia regenti is the source of this 345-nucleotide messenger RNA. Lineage: Eukaryota; Metazoa; Platyhelminthes; Trematoda; Strigeidida; Schistosomatidae. The record is from the annotation of a GenBank genome assembly.